Messenger RNA from Funneliformis caledonium, 291 nucleotides. The record is from the annotation of a GenBank genome assembly. Lineage: Eukaryota; Fungi; Glomeromycota; Glomeromycetes; Glomerales; Glomeraceae.
AGAUAUGCUAGUCUUUAUUUUGCAGCAGGCAUAGACUGGAAUGAAAACGAGCUUUACAUUCUAGAAGCAAUUCAUCGAUAUGUUCAAGUACUUGAUGAAUUUUUUGGGAAUGUAUGUGAAUUGGACAUAAUUUAUAAUUUUGAUAAGGCAUAUUAUGUAUUGGACGAAUUAUUUUUGGCUGGUGAAUUACAAGAACCAAAUAAGAAGGCUGUUAUUAGACAUAUUACUUCAUUUGAACAAACUUGUCAAUUAGAUAUAAUAACUCGUAACCUUGAAGAAUCCAUAAAAUAG